This is a messenger RNA of Planococcus citri (citrus mealybug), 3542 nucleotides long. RefSeq lists its product as uncharacterized. The record is from RefSeq and is a predicted model, not a curated record. The transcript has 12 exons. NCBI's taxonomy places the organism in Eukaryota, Metazoa, Arthropoda, Insecta, Hemiptera, Pseudococcidae. Gene Ontology annotation, molecular function: iron ion binding; oxidoreductase activity, acting on paired donors, with incorporation or reduction of molecular oxygen; heme binding. The coding region runs from base 103 to 3414 and encodes 1103 amino acids.
UUACCGAACAAAAUAAUACCAAGACAAUUCAAUCAUUCAGUAGAUAAGAUAUCAAUCAUAUUUUCGGUACCUAACAAAUAGUUCGUCAAUUUAUUAUUCAAAAUGUGCAUCCUAAGUGCUCUCGUGCUCCUAAUUACGAGUGUGUUUUUGUACAUUUAUUGGUUUUUUAAAAAAUCGCACCAAUUUUUCGAUCAAUACGGAAUUCCAUACUCAAAACCACAUUGGUUUUUCGGUAACAUGAAAGAUGUAAUAUUGAUGAAAAAAGCACUAUGGGUUGGAUUCAAAGAAGCGUAUGAAGAAUUUCCAUCGGAAAGAUUCGCCGGGGUGUACAAUUUACACAGACCUACAGUCUUAAUUCGCGAUCCUGAUCUCAUCAAAACAAUGCUUGUGAAAGAUUUUUCUCAUUUUCAAGAUCGCGGAUUCACCAUUUGCAGAGAUAUCGAACCGGUUGCUUAUAAUUUGAUCACGAUGUCAGGAGACGACUGGAAAAACCUACGAAUAAAACUGACUUGCACAUUCAGCAGUGGAAAAAUGAAAUCGAUGUUUUCCUUGAUGAAAACAUGUGGUAAUGAUAUCGAACCAGUCCUGACCAAAUAUUUCAAAGACGACAUCGCAUUCGAAGCGAAAGAUAUCUGCGCCAGAUUCGCAACAGACGUCAUCGGAAACUGUGCUUUUGGAAUUGACACACAUUCUCUCCUAGAUCCUGAGUCGGAUUUCAGGAACAUUGGCAAGAGUAUUUUUCAAUACAGAUGGCAAGCCAUAAUCCGAACAAUCAUCCCAAGUAUGCCUAUUUGGCUGAUAAAAAUACUCAAAAUGGAGUUCUUCCCUAGAAAAGUCAACGAAUACUUCAUGAAGUUGGCCAAAGAUAUGAUCGAAUACAGAGAAAAACACAAUAUCAGCCGAGGCGAUUUUCUCGAUUUGCUAAUAGCGAUGAAAAAUCACAAAGAAUUGGAAAAACUCAAAGACGAGCAAGAUGACGACGAUUUGGCCAAAUUUCUAGCUCAAAUAGGAGAUAAAUUCGUCAAAAACGAUGUUGAAAUGAAUAUCGAAACAAUAGCUGCCCAAUGUUUCCUAUUCUUUGUCGGUGGAUUUGAUAAUGGUUCGAGUGCUCUGGCCUUCAUGCUGUUUGAACUAGCUCAACAUCCAGAAAUGCAAGAUAAAGUUCGAGAUGAGAUAUGGUCAAUAUUGGACACCAACGAUGGUGAAUUCACUUACGAUAUGAUGAAAAAAAUGCCUUAUUUAGAAAUGAUUAUAGCAGAAACUUUCAGAAAAUAUCCAUUAGGAGCGAUUCUAUUUCGCAAAUGUACCGAAACUUAUAAAAUUCCGCAAUCCGAAGCCAUAAUUAAACAAGGAACAACUGUCGUGAUUCCUGUACUAGGAUUACAUCAUGACCGAAAAUAUUUCAAAACUCCUGAUAACUUUCAUCCUGAACACUUCUCUGCUGAAGCGAAACAGGAACGGCCUCAGUUCACUUAUCUGCCAUUUGGAGAAGGCCCUCGAAUGUGUAUUGCUGAACGAUUCGCAAGGAUGCAAAUUAUCGUCGGGGCGGUUCACUUAUUGAAAGAUUUCGUCUUCGAAGUAUCGCCACAGACAAAAUUACCAUUAGAAAUUUUACCAAAUGGAGGCGGUUUGAUGGUGAAACAUGGAAUAUGGUUAAAAUGUCGACCGAGACUUUGCCAAUCUCCGCAUGAAGCUAAUAAAACAAACAAUCUACACGUGCAGCUUGAUACAAGGUACCUACUUAUACGUAUUGAUAUUUAUUUCGAGUCAAGUAUGAAGAUUAGAUAUACCCACAUUUUUGAAAAUAUUUUCGUUACUUCGAACUUGAAUUCGUUACUAAAAAUGUACAUCCCGAGUGCUCUAGUUCUGCUGCUUACCAGCGCAUUUUUGUAUAUUUAUUGGUUUUUUAAAAAAUCUCACAAAUUUUUCGAUCAUCAUGGGAUUCCAUACAAAAAACCACAUUGGUUUUUUGGUAACAUGAAAGAUGUUGUAUUGAUGAAAAAAUCACUAUGGAUUGGGUAUAAAGAAGCGUACGAGAAUUUUCCGACCGAAAGAUUCGCCGGAGUGUAUAAUUUACACAAACCUAAAAUCAUAAUUCGCGAUCCUGAGCUGAUCAGGAUGAUGCUCGUUAAAGAUUUUUUUUAUUUUCAAGAUCGUGGUGUAACUGUUUCUAAAGAAAUUGAACCGGUUGCUUAUAAUUUGAUUACGAUGUCAGGAGACGAAUGGAGAAACCUGCGAGUAAAACUGACUUGCACAUUCAGCAGCGGAAAAAUGAAAACGAUGUUUUGCUUGAUGAACGCAUGCGCUAAUGAUAUCAAACCAGCUCUCACAAAAUACUACAAAGACAACGUAGCUUUCGAGGCAAAAGACAUUUGUGCGAGAUUCACAACAGACGUAAUCGGUAGCUGUACAUUUGGAAUAGAUACACACUCGUUGCUAGAUCCAGAAUCCGAUUUCAGAAACAUGGGCAAGAGCAUUUUCCAAUACAGAUGGCAAGCCAUAAUUCGUACAAUCAUCCCGAGCAUGCCUGUUUGGCUGAUUAAAGCCCUCAAAAUGGAGUUCUUCCCUAGAAAAGUCAACGAUUACUUCAUGAAGUUGGCCAAAGAUAUGAUCGAAUACAGAGAAAAAAACAAUAUCAGCCGAGGCGAUUUUCUCGAUUUGCUAAUAGCGAUGAAAAAUCACAAAGAAUUGGAAAAACUCAAAGACGAACAGGAUGACGUCGAUUUGGCCAAAUUUCUAGCUCAAAUAGGAGAUAAAUUCGUCAAAAACGAUGUUGAAAUGAAUAUCGAAACAAUAGCUGCGCAAUGUUUCCUGUUUUUUAUCGCAGGAUUUGAUAAUAGUUCCAGCGCUCUGGCCUUCAUGUUGUUUGGACUAGCCCUACAUCCCCAAAUGCAGGAAAAAGUCCGAAAUGAGAUAUGGUCAAUAUUGGACACCAAUGAUGGUGAAUUCACUUACGAUAUGAUGAAAAAGAUGCCUUAUUUGGAAAUGAUCAUCGCAGAAACCUUCAGAAAAUAUCCACUAAGGGCGAUUUUAUUUCGCAAAUGUACCCAAAAUUAUAAGAUUCCUGAAUCUGAAGCCGUCAUCAGGGAAGGUACAAAUAUCGUAAUUCCAUUACUAGGAUUACAUCAUGAUCCAAAAUAUUACAAAAAUCCUGACAAAUUUGAUCCCGAACACUUCUCUGCAGAAGCGAAACUGAUACGACCUCAUUUUACGUAUUUGCCCUUCGGAGAUGGUCCCCGAAUGUGCAUUGCUGAACGAUUCGCAAGGAUGCAGGUUUUCGUAGGGGCAGUUUAUUUAUUGAAAGAUUUCAUCUUCGAGAUAUCUUCAGAAACAAAAACACCAUUGGAGAUCUUACCGACAGGCGGUGGAUUGAUGGUGAAAGGAGGAAUUUGGAUGAAAUGUCGACCGAGAUAAUAAUUUCAGAUUUACAUAAAUAAUAUAGCCAUAAUGUCCACGUUUUCACCCAUUUUCGAGAUACAUUUAUACAAAUAAUAUUUCACCACCCAUUUAUAACGAACCAAAUAAAAAUUGUUAACUUUCAA